AUGACAGGGUACGCGAAACAAGCCAUUAAGUUGAGUUCAGUGACCGAGACGACUGAAGAGAAUGUCGUUACUAUUGUCGUCGGCGAGUGCAAUUUCAGAUGUCUUGUGGACGAGAAAUCGACCAAGUACGUUGUGGACUUGCAGAUGGAGCCACAGCUUGCUUCCGAGCUGGGAUUCUCCCUGCAUCCGCCAUGCGUUCCACUGGAGGUUAAAGCAACAGGAAAGCUGUUCGUAUCUACUAACUGCCAGGAGUACUGCUAUGGCAGAAAGCCGAAGGACGUGAGCGAUGGAACUUUGUGCGUUAUGGACUGGAUUACAACUGCAACUCAAACGCAAAAAGUGUUGCGGACUGGAGCCUGUUGGAAUGGAUUAUGCACGGAAGUUCAUGACGUACCAUGGCGACAUCCCCACGGAUGUGUUGACAGAAAUAUCGUCGUCAAUGGAAAGACAAUAGCUGACUCCUGUGUCUCACAUUGCAACCAUAGAUGGGCAGAGAUCAGAGAAGAUGGAACGCUUUGUGCACGCAUUAAAACAAAAAAAUUAUUUGGAAAGACGAAGGUGGACACGAUAGGCGUUUGUCAACAGGGAUUGUGUUCGUCUAUACGGUUGUCUAAGAAAUUUACGCCGGCUGAAGUUACCACCGAUGGCUGCACUUCACCGAACGAACUAUUGGAUUAUUCGAUAACUGUCGCAAAAACCUGCAAGAUGACUUGCCCAAACGGAAGUACCCGAAACCGUGAUGAUGGGACAAUGUGCACGCUGGAACACUCAUCCGGUCUGUUUACGAGACAAGUCAGUACCGUGGGAGUAUGUGCAAACGGUACAUGUAUUAGAAAGAGCCUAUUUCAGCACAAGCCUCAUGACCCCGCUGACGUGGGUUGUCGUGUCAAGGACUUUGAGGUCGAAAGCGGGGUAUUCGUUGCAACAAAAUGUAUGGCCUCGUGUAGGCACAAGAGAAAGCACGAAGUUCCUAACGGAACCCCUUGCCUCAUGUAUUUCCUAAGAAAAUAUAGCUUCUUGUGGAAAAGUGAGAAAACAUUCGGCCUCGGCGAAUGCCAGGACGGACACUGCGUACGGGGCAGGCACAGCCGUAACAUUACUUUUUAUUGA
Messenger RNA from Ixodes scapularis (black-legged tick), 1110 nucleotides. RefSeq lists its product as uncharacterized. Gene Ontology annotation, biological process: negative regulation of chemokine activity. The transcript has 14 exons. Gene Ontology annotation, molecular function: C-C chemokine binding. The coding region runs from base 1 to 1110 and encodes 369 amino acids. The record is from RefSeq and is a predicted model, not a curated record. Lineage: Eukaryota; Metazoa; Arthropoda; Arachnida; Ixodida; Ixodidae.